AUGCCCUGUGCACUGCGCGUAGAUACGUUCGCAGCGGCUUCUCCGAUGGCCUCGGAGUCUGACGUCGCGAACAGGCUGGUCGGGCUGAUCGAGAGGCGCGUCAGGUUCAUCGAGGCGCAGGCCACCGCUGGCAUAGACCGCGAGAGCCUGUUGUCAGCUCAGUGCGGUGCGAUAGUCAGCGAGAUCAUGCAGGAGCACGUCAUGGAUGAGGACGCGGCCACAGCAAUCACCUCGGCCAUCACUCGAGGCCCGUGGUCCGACGGGCAGAAGCUUCAAUUAGCCAGCGCCUUGCAGGAAGCAGUGGCCAAACCUUUGAAGGGCAAGAAGUCUAAGCGCGACCAGCAGCACUGCAUGUCGCUGGAGCGCUUCUUCACGGCUCCUGAUUGGCACCUGCUCCGCAAUCCCAACUUGGCAGAGGGGCCGAAAAUCCAUUGCAUCGCGCACCGCAUGUGGAGGCUGGGCAUCACGUGCCCAGCGGAGCGCACCCAGAAGCGGGCCGCUGCAAUCCUGCAGGACCCGACCAUGCUGCCAGCGCAGGUCAUGCAGUUCGCCUACGAGGGGACUGAUGGCCCCGUGGAGUCCCAGGUUGAUUUCGAGCACAUGGAGCGGCUGGUGAGGCCGAUGCCGUCGCGCAAGAGCCACACGGCAUCGGGUCGAGCUGUUGAUCAUCAGUUGAUGGCGGCGCGGCCCCAGCCCGCCGUUGGGCAAGUGCAGGACCCCCUGGGCGCCAUCUGGAUCGCCAUGCUGCGAAACCCGUCGCUCAUCAUGGAGGUGCAGCAGAUGAUCAACGACCUCGUGGGCACGAACCUCCAGCGCGACGUGAGUGGCAACCCCUUGCUCGGCACCAGGCCCAGGGGCGUUCGUACUGGUGAAUCGGCGAGCAGUGGUAGCCCUGUGAUGGGGUCGCCGCUGUAUGGCCAGGCGUCGGCGAUGCCCGCUGCUGCUGCUGGCCCUGUUCCGCUGGCUGAUGCCGCCGCCGCGCCUGAUGGCGCCGCGGACGGCAUGGGCGAGGCGGCAGCACUGGAGAAGGCGAUGGCCGAUGCAGCCGAGGCCGCUGGCCGUGGCAAGGCUGCUGGUGUCGGGCGCUGCCCCAAGCGCCCGAUGAAGCGCGCGGGCAAGACAGCUGCGGCCGCCGCCGGGGCCGAUGAUGAUGGCGAGGCGGAGGAGGGGGAUGACGCGGGCGCGCGC
Prorocentrum cordatum is the source of this 1188-nucleotide messenger RNA. The record is from the annotation of a GenBank genome assembly. Lineage: Eukaryota; Dinophyceae; Prorocentrales; Prorocentraceae.